UGCCGCUCACCGGGACUUUCACAAUGAAGUUCAUGAAAGUGGGCCGUGUGGCCAUCAUCACCCGUGGCCGUUAUGCCGGUAAGAAGGUACGACAUAAUAUUCCUGAUCCUGGAGGAACGAUAUCCGUCGAGACGCUGUGGCAUACGAGUUGAAAUUGGAAUUUUGGAGAAAGAACUGGGAUAUGUCCAAAAUGGGACGGCGGAGAUACGAAAACAUAAGAGGGAAAUGCGGAUGGAAUACAACGAACGAGUGCUGACAGCGCUUUCCCCCGAUUACAGGUCGUCAUUGUCCAGCCCCAAGACUCUGGCUCUAAGGCGCACCCCUUCUCCUACGCCAUCGUCGCCGGUAUCGAGCGCUACCCCCUGAAGGUCACCCGCCGUAUGGGCAAGAAGACCCUCGAGAAGCGCAGCCGCGUCAAGCCCUUCAUCAAGGUUGUCAACUACAACCACUUGAUGCCCACCCGUUACACCCUCGAGCUCGAGGGUCUCAAGGGUACCGUCACCCCCGAGACCUUCAAGGAGGUUUCCCAGCGUGAGGACGCCAAGAAGACCAUCAAGAAGGCCCUUGAGGACAGAUACACCAGCGGCAAGAACCGGUGGUUCUUCACUCCUCUGCGUUUCUAAACGGGGUUAUCGGGGGCGUUAUUUGUCAUUUGAGCGCGCAAGGUUCCUGGAUGAGGCAAACCGAGGGAUAAAAUUGCAUCGAUCACAUUCGGUUCGGGAGCAUGGAAUAAAAUAAACAGAUAUACCAUAGCUGGAAGCAGAAUUGGGAAUGUAUCGGUGAACAAGUCGCACACUUGGCCAUGUUUUUCUUUUAAUGAAGGCCGCCAUUGCGAACUGGCGUCCGUCGAAAUGAAUGAAAAAAAUACGAACGUUCAUAACUCUAUGGUGCCCUGCAACUCUGGCGGUU
Messenger RNA from Aspergillus ruber CBS 135680, 909 nucleotides. Its product is annotated as 60S ribosomal protein eL27. The transcript is spliced from 3 exons. Gene Ontology annotation, biological process: translation. The record is from RefSeq and is a predicted model, not a curated record. Lineage: Eukaryota; Fungi; Ascomycota; Eurotiomycetes; Eurotiales; Aspergillaceae. The coding region runs from base 381 to 623 and encodes 80 amino acids. Gene Ontology annotation, molecular function: structural constituent of ribosome. Gene Ontology annotation, cellular component: ribosome; cytosolic large ribosomal subunit.